CCUCUCCCAACCCGCACCUCGUCGCCUUUCGGCCGGUUAUUCCGUAGUUUCCGGAGCAGCAACCUCGCCCCUUUACGUUAUCAGAGCUCAGACUCCUAGAUCUAUCACUAUCGUCCUCGCCAUUGAUUGUAAACAACCACCACAUUCCCUUGAUCCCAGCUCGUUCCCGACACCUGAAUCAGUGGUGAAUCACGCCAACACGUAACACGGUGCCAUCCUACACGGCCAGACACGGAUCACAUGACCUGGACAUAUUGGUCUUGCUAGUAUAAGUCUUGAAAUCGAUCGUCAGGCACAGCCAACUUUGGCCCCCUUCGACGAGCACGCAUCAAUCGACACAUUCGCCCCUCGAGCUCAUCAAGAUGACCGCAAGGAGACCGGACAAGGAGAGGAAACUCGUCACAGUCGGUGACGGGGGAUGUGGUAAAACAUGCCUGCUCACCGUAUAUUCGGAGGGACGUUUCCCCAGCGAUUAUGUACCCACCGUGUUCGAGACCUCUAUCAAGGUGGUGCCGAAUCCAUUCGAACCGUCAAAGUCGAUCAGCUUUACGUUGUGGGACACGGCUGGCCAGGAAGAUUUUGAUCGGCUCCGUCCGCUCAGCUAUCAUGACACGAACGUCGUUAUCAUCGUCUUUGCGAUCAAUCACCGUGUGAGCCUGGCCAAUGUGCAAGACAAGUGGUUCCCUGAAAUUAGCCAUUUCAUGGACAACGUCCCCAUUUUGUUGAUCGGCACCAAAUCUGAUCUCCGCUCGGAUGACCGAGAAAUCCAGCUCAUGGGUUCGCAAGGCCAGCAUCCCAUCGAACCGGCAGAGGGAGAACAGGUCGCGAGGGAGAUUGGAGCAAGACGCUAUCUCGAGUGUUCUGCCAAAUUGGGACGCGGAGUGGAAGAUGUUUUCGACGUUGCACUUCGAGAGGCGCUCGGAAAGGGAGUCCUCAAGGAGGCAUGGAAAACGGCAGGGACCGGCCAGACGGCCCGCAAGCGGAAAUGUGUCCUUUUGUGACUGGCCACUGCUCACAAACGGUUUUCCGAACUCAUGCUAUAACGACACCUUUACGAGAUGUAAUUCACGAUACCCGAUUGCUUGAUAGAAACGUUCAGGAUCCAUAUGCAACCUUUGAUAUCCGAGC
This is a messenger RNA of Filobasidium floriforme, 1128 nucleotides long. Its product is annotated as signal transducer. NCBI's taxonomy places the organism in Eukaryota, Fungi, Basidiomycota, Tremellomycetes, Filobasidiales, Filobasidiaceae. The transcript is spliced from 5 exons. Gene Ontology annotation, biological process: small GTPase-mediated signal transduction. Bases 363 to 1001 code for a protein of 212 amino acids. Gene Ontology annotation, molecular function: GTPase activity; GTP binding. The record is from RefSeq and is a predicted model, not a curated record.